Messenger RNA from Pyrus x bretschneideri (Chinese white pear), 805 nucleotides. Its product is annotated as PSME3-interacting protein. The record is from RefSeq and is a predicted model, not a curated record. NCBI's taxonomy places the organism in Eukaryota, Viridiplantae, Streptophyta, Magnoliopsida, Rosales, Rosaceae. Gene Ontology annotation, cellular component: nucleus. The transcript is spliced from 7 exons. The coding region runs from base 113 to 748 and encodes 211 amino acids.
UAAAUUAUAGGCGCGUAGCCCGUGGAAGCAACAGACCCGAAGGACCAGUGUGAGAGCAAAAGCCAAUAGGUAGAAGGAAGGACUGUGACUGUUAGUAUUCGGAGUCGGAGAGAUGGCGGAGGACGAUUUCACACGCCCACCCCGGCUUAUGAGCUUCGUCUCCGAGGAACAGUUGGAUGAAGCCAAGAGAGCAAGGGGCGAACGAGUUGAGGAUGGCACUGCCCAGAGAGACAGACCCCUUUUCGAGAUUUUGAAAGAAAACAAAGACAAGAAGGAUGCAGAGUUCAAUGAACGUUUCAAGCACAGACCGCCCAAAGCUUUGGACGAUGAAGAGACUGAGUUCCUUGAAAAUUUAGAGACUUCAAGGAAGGAAUAUGAGCAAAAAAUUGCAGAUGAGGAAGCUCAACAGCUUCUGAGUUUCCAGGCUGCGGUGGCGGCAAAGUCUAGCAUUGUGCAAGAGCUUAAGGAAGCACCUUCGGUUCCUAUAGGCCAGGAACAGAAAUCAGCUGAGAAGAAGAAUCCACCUCCUCGUCAAUUAGGUAUGAUUAUUAAGGUGCAGCCACAAGCAAAGAAAGCCAAAAUUGAUCAGGGAGGUAGUGAAGAACCUAGAAACACAUUGAAAAGGCCACAUGUAGAUACAGAAAAAACUUUAGAGGUAAUUAAGACGCUUAAUGGUGGUAUUGAUAAGUCCAGUGUUGCUGCCAAGACAGGUCUUGUUUCCUAUAGUGAUGACAGUGAAGAAGACUGAUAGUUUUGUUCUAUGUCUUUAAGGAGCAGUUAAUGUUGAUUAAACUUUUUUUUCUUC